CUCCUUCAAAAGGUGGAGUCUACUGUCGUGUUGAAAUGACGUUGCCUUGCACACGACUAUGUUUUGGCCGUCGCCCGGGGCGUGGUUUUAAGCCUCUAGUCUCCCCCCACCGAGUCAGUUAAACUGAAACGGGACCCGUAAGAAAUCAAAGCGAAUAACUUCUCUACUCUGGUAGAAAACGUAGGAGCGGAUUGUGUGUGCUUUUGAAAAAUGGGACUGAAGGAAGAGCUUUUAAAGCCAAUUUGGCACGCUUUCACUGCCUUGGACGUGGACAAAAGUGGCAAAGUAUCGAAAUCGCAGCUGAAAGUUCUGUCUCACAACUUGUGCACCUUGUUAAAGAUUCCCCACGAUCCAGUAGCACUGGAGGAUCACUUCAAGGAUGAUGAUGAAGGACCUGUUUCUAAUCAGGGAUAUAUGCCAUAUCUUAAUAAGUUUAUACUUGAUAAGGUCCAAGACAACUUUGACAAAGUGGAUUUCAAUCACAUGUGUUGGACCCUCUGUGCCAGGAAAAACCUGACAAAGAGAAGUCUGCUGAUCAGUGAGGAAGACUGUUUUAAAAUAUGGUGCAUAUUCAAUUUUCUUUCAGAAGACAAGUAUCCAUUAAUCAUUGUAACUGAAGAGGUUGAGUACUUUCUAAGGAAAUUAACUGAAGCAAUGGGUGGCAGUUGGAUAGAAGAGAAAUUUGAAGACUACAAAGGUCAAAUGAAUGCCAAACAACAGUGUCUUUCAGUUUGGGAGUUUAUUGAAGUGAUUGGCAUUGGAACAUUCAGCAAAGGCAUGGACCGGCAGACUCUGUCGAUGGGAAUUAAUGAAGUUUUCCAGGAACUAAUACUAGAUGUUUUGAAAAAGGGAUAUAUAUUUAAAAAAGGUCACAAAAGAAAAAAUUGGACAGAGCGGUGGUUUGUGUUGAAGCCCAGCCAUAUUUCAUAUUAUGUGAGUGAAGACUUAACAGAGAAGAAAGGGGAUAUCCUAUUGAAUGGAAACUGUUGUGUGGAGUCUCUUCCAGAUAAAGACGGGAAAAAAUGCCUUUUUCUCAUCAAGUGUUCAAGCAAAAGUUUUGAAAUAAGUGCCUCUGACAAAAAGAAGAAACAAGAAUGGAUACAAGCGAUUCAAACUGCUAUUAACUUGCUAAGUAUGGGCCUGCCAGCACCACACCAGGAAUCACGCGAGAAAAGAAAAGAACUGCGGCACAAGCAACAGAUUGAACAAGAAGAGUUGGAGCGAAGAAUGAAGGAACUGCAAUUAGCCAAUGAGAAAAAGCAACAAGAGCUGGAGUCUAUGAGAAAGAUAUUAGAAGAUGCUUCAAGAAAUGCAGCUGAAGAAAAAAGACGACUACAGACAGAACAUGAACUUCAAGAGAGAUACAGAAUGGAUCUUGAAAGAGAAAAAAUGGUAAUUAGCUUAGUGGAGGGAGAGGUUGCACAGAAGUCAUCAGAAUUGGACCAGUACUUACAAAGAGUUCAUGAGCUUGAAGUAAUGUACCGUAAUUUGGAGGAGGCUUUGGAUGAUGAAAGGCAAGCCAGACAAGAUGAGGAGACAGUCCGCAUACUUCAAUCAAGGCUGCUGGAGGAAGAGGCCAGCAAGCGUAAGGAACUGGAAAAAAUACACCUGCAGCAACAGAAAGCAAUUUCUGAGACAGAGGCAGAGAAGAUGGAACUGGAGCAACAGCGAAUUAUUAAAGAAAAUGCAUUACAAAAUGCCAUGUGUCAGUUGGAACACCUUGAACAAGAACGAAAAGAAGCACUACAGCAGUAUGAGGCUGUUAUGGAGAAGCUGGAGAAGGCAGCAAACACAACAAAGAGCUGGAAGGAUAAAGUAGCUCAGCAUGAAGGAUUAAUACGUCUUAUUCAACCUGGAUCAAAGGGUCCUCAACUGAUCACCAACUGGGGAGCAGCAGCUUUCACCGAGGCAGAACUAACCCAGAGGGAAAAAACUUGGCAAGAAAAAAAAGGCAGUGCCUCUCAGGUUCAGUAGAAGUAACUGUCUACUAUAGUGCAUACCUUAUUGAGAUUUUUAAGUAUGUCCAAAUACAUUUGGGGAAUGUCUAUUUGUAGACAUUGUAUAGGUAAUAUUAAUAAAAAAAAUCUGGAUAAAUUA
Erpetoichthys calabaricus (reedfish) is the source of this 2097-nucleotide messenger RNA. It is a transcript of the gene swap70b, whose product is annotated as switching B cell complex subunit SWAP70b. Gene Ontology annotation, molecular function: calcium ion binding. The record is from RefSeq and is a predicted model, not a curated record. NCBI's taxonomy places the organism in Eukaryota, Metazoa, Chordata, Cladistia, Polypteriformes, Polypteridae. Gene Ontology annotation, cellular component: nucleus; cytoplasm.